Molecule: messenger RNA, 2260 nt
Organism: Ectocarpus siliculosus
Lineage: Eukaryota; Phaeophyceae; Ectocarpales; Ectocarpaceae
Source: the annotation of a GenBank genome assembly
AUGGCCGGAAGCCCGGAUGAGUACGUGGCGCAGAUGACAACGUUUCUGGAGCGGCGGUAUCUGGCGACAAUACACCGGACGAUCGUCUCCGCCGUGAGACCAGGAGAAAGACUACGCGCUCGCAGUCAACGCCCAAGAUCUGAUCCACUUCGACUCGCGGCUUGCCUACUUGGUGCUGCACCGUCCGGAUCUCUUAUUAGAGAUUCACUUAUUUAUUUGGCGCGCGCGGCCGGAGAUGCUCAGGGUACCGUGAUACGCAGCGGCGCCGCUAAGAUGCUCGAGGUUUCGCGGGAGUACCGCUGCCAGAACAAGACCUGCGGCGCGGUCUUCAGCGUGCACUCCGACAUGAGCCAAGGGAACCUGCUCGCGCCGCCGACUAGCUGUCCCGGAGUGGGCGAAAAGCAGUGCAAAGGGACGAGGUUCAUGGAGCACGGGGACCACAAGUACAGCGAUUACCAAGAGAUGAAAGUGCAGGAACAGGCGCAGAAGCUAAGCGUCGGAUCUAUCCCCAGGGACCACUACCGUACCGUAAAGACCUCGCUUCGCCGGUGGCAUGGUUGUUCCUUCCGUCCUGCACGUGCCGUGUACGUCGCUGUCGCGCAGGAGGUUGUGGGGAAGUACUAUCAGAGCCAGCGGAGCGCCGACAACCGAUCGGCGGCGAGGACGACCGUGCGACUGCUGGAGUCUCUCAUCCGCCUGGCCCAGGCACACGCGCGGCUCAUGUGCAGAACCGAGGUCACCCUUCAGGAUGCCGUAGUGUCCGUGAUCUGCGUGGAAACGUCCUUGCACUCGACGGCCCAGCUAGGCGUGGACUCCGUCCUCCACAGCGACUUUCCCCCGAAUCCCGACGAAGAGUUCGAGCUUCAGCAGGGCCUUAUCCUGGAUCGGCUCAAACUCAGGAGUCCUCCGCCGCCCCCCGUCGUUACUCGAAGGGGUCCCGGUGGCUCGGAACGUUUCUCGGGGGGCAGCAGGAGCCAAUCCCAGCGUGGUGGCAGCAGCCAGGAGGACCCCCGCGACGGCGGCGGCCCCGCCAGCAGCGGCGGGCAUUCGUUGCAACCGUCCCCGUCGACAGAGGCAACGGUCGUCAGGCGAGACAGGUGGUCGGGCGGGGGAGGGCCGGACGACGGCGUCGGCGGUUCUCGUGGAAGCAACAGCACCAUCUCCAGCGACGGCAGCGCGGCGGCACCUCUUCGCGGACUCCCCGAGCGCGGCCACCCCCAGCAUUCGCGGGAGGACACAGUGCGAGAGGGCGGCUCGCAGCAGUGGCGGCGGGGUGGAGACGAGGUCGCAACGACGGGUUCAGCGGUGGACGGACCCCGAGGAGGCGGAGAGAGGGGAGGGCUUUCCACUCCUGCCCGCGGCGUUGUUGUUGCAGAGGCUAUUAGCGGCGGUACGCAGCGGCGGCGGCGGCGGCCGGAGCGAGAGGAGUCCGGCGGCGGCGGCGGCAGCGGCGAAAGGGAGAGGCGAUUCGAGGGGCCCGAUGGGGUUUCGAGAUCCCGUGGCGGUGGAGAUGGAAGAGCGGCUUCUUCUUCUGUGGGACCGGACGGGGAAGGUGGAAGGUGGACAGGGUUCAGCGGCGAAACGCCUGGCUCAAGUUUGAAGCGGCGGCGUCAAGCCGACGACGACGGGGCCGGCGGCGCCGCUUCCGGUAGCGGCAGCAGUUGGGGCGACGUACUCCUCAUGAGCCAACUACCGGGCACCCCUGUGGACCGACGGUAGCGUUUUCAACGCGUGCCAAGUCUUCGUUGCUUGUACGACUUUUGAACCGUAAGCUCGUGGACGACCUUGGCAGUAAAACGCCUGCGGAUCUGGUGUCCUUUGUCUGCUGUGUAUCGCGGAGUUCUGCCCGUUUGUCGCUCGAUGCGCGCGGCGCGAGCUUAAUUUUUUUUUCUUCGCUUGUGGAACGUGCUGUGCGUUCACUUCAAGGGAUCGGCGAGAGACAUGCGUGAAUGGUAUCUGUUGUGUGGUGUGUUGUACGGUCGAGUGACAAGUGUUGUUGGUGUGUUGUAGCGUGUUGUAUGGUUGAGUGACUUGAUGACUGCUGAAAGCAACAUUCUAUUCCCAAACCUUGUCUCCGAAGGUGCUGGUGUAAUUGCCUUUGUUUAUUCGGAAAAAAUAAAUAAACACACAGAAAGACUACCCAUUGUUUAUGUCACGUUUUGUUUUUCCUUGAAUUGCGGGGUUUGUCGACCCAAAGAGGGCAGUACAUAGAUCAAGGAGCUGCUUGGCGGUAUCCUAUUUUUGUCGGUUCAUCGUAUUC